CGGAUCAUUUUGAGACUCCGCAAGCCCAUGGCGCGACCAAAGAAAGGCUCCGUCGGCGAUAGGGACAAUUCAGUUGCACAGGACAAGACCGACGCUGCGGCGUCGUCGGCUCGCUCUCGGUCUCGUAAAAGCAUCACUCAAGCGAGCAUCGCGGCAUCAGGAGUUGGAGCGGCUCCGACAUUGGCUACGGGAGCAGCAUCCUCUACACUCUCUGCUGGUAGCGAGAAACGCUCAAAUAUUGCAGAAGAACCUCCAACCUCAGACUACAUUCGGGUCGACCCAACACUCAUCGAAAGAACAGGACUGAGUGCAGCCGAGCUACAAGAACUAGUUGAAAUCUUUUCGCUGGUAGAUGUUGAUCAUGGAGGAACGAUUUCAAAGGAUGAGUUGGCUACGCUGAUGAAGACCUUGGGUUUGAGGGUAUCAAAGGUGGAGCUGGACACCAUGGUGAAUGAGAUUGACGCUGCUGGAACUGGAGAAAUUGAUUUCGAAUCAUUCGUACUGGCCAUGUCCCGCAAGGUGCAGACCUCGAUAACCGCCGAGCAGAUACGCAGAGCGUUUAAAAUUUUCGACCAGGAUGAUCCCCUCCACAACGGCACUCUCACCAUGGAAGGAUUAGUUAGGAUCCUUACAGAUUACGGGGACCAAGACAAAAGGCUGAGCAGAGAGGAGGCGGAAGAUAUGAUCUCGCAGGUUGCACCACAAGCUCAGACUGGGAUCUUUGACUAUACUCAGUUUAUACAAAUGUACUUUGGAAAAGAACAGUGAACUGAACCACA
Messenger RNA from Spizellomyces punctatus DAOM BR117, 779 nucleotides. RefSeq lists its product as uncharacterized. The record is from RefSeq and is a predicted model, not a curated record. Gene Ontology annotation, molecular function: calcium ion binding. The transcript is spliced from 6 exons. Gene Ontology annotation, cellular component: cytoplasm. Bases 28 to 768 code for a protein of 246 amino acids. Lineage: Eukaryota; Fungi; Chytridiomycota; Chytridiomycetes; Spizellomycetales; Spizellomycetaceae.